CUGCGGGGAGAAGACUGCUGAUGAGAAAGAGCUUCACACCAUCACGUUAACAGCUGUUACGGAUGACAGAGGCAGUUUGACUACAGUACCAUCGGCUGUUACGGAUGACAGAGGCAGUUUGACUACAGUACCAUCGGCUGUUACGGAUGACAGAGGCAGUUUGACUACAGUACCAUCGGCUGUUACGGAUGACAGAGGCAGUUUAACUAUAGUACCAUCGGCUGUUACGGAUGACAGAGGCAGUUUGACUACAGUACCAUCGGCUGUUACGGAUGACAGAGGCAGUUUGACUAUAGUACCAUCGGCUGUUACGGAUGACAGAGGCAGUUUGACUACAGUACCAUCGGCUGUUACGGAUGACAGAGGCAGUUUGACUACAGUACCAUCGGCUGUUACGGAUGACAGAGGCAGUUUGACUACAGUACCAUCGGCUGUUACGGAUGACAGAGGCAGUUUGACUACAGUACCAUCGGCUGUUACGGAUGACAGAGGCAGUUUGACUACAGUACCAUCGGCUGUUACGGAUGACAGAGGCAGUUUGACUACGGAUGACAGCGGCAGUUUGACUACGGAUGACAGCGGCAGUUUGACUAUGGAUGACAGAGGCAGUUUGACUACAGUACCAUCGGCUGUUAUGGAUGACAGAGGCAGUUUGACUAUAGUACCAUCGGCUGUUACGGAUGACAGCGGCAGUUUGACUACGGAUGACAGAGGCAGUUUGACUACGGUACCAUCGGCUGUUAUGGAUGACAGAGGCAGUUUGACUACGGAUGACGGAGGCAGUUUGACUAUAGUACCAUCGGCUGUUAUGGAUGACAGAGGCAGUUUGACUAUAGUACCAUCGGCUGUUACGGAUGACAGCGGCAGUUUGACUACGGAUGACAGAGGCAGUUUGACUACGGAUGACAGAGGCAGUUUGACUACGGAUGACAGAGGCAGUUUGACUACGGAUGACAGAGGCAGUUUGACUACGGAUGACAGAGGCAGUUUGACUACGGAUGACAGAGGCAGUUUGACUACAGUACCAUCGGUUGCGGCUAAGAGCUCGGCACAGAGCUCUCAGGUCUGUUUCACCUCUCUGAAACCUCUCCCAGCCAACGUCCCCAACUGGGCCCUGAGGCUUCAUAAUGCUGAGAGGAUAGGUGACUCAUACCGUGGCUACUGUAACACCGACACAGAGCUGGAGACCAUCCUCCUGCUCCACAAGCAGCAGACCAACAGUGUGUUUGGGACACGCCAGUCCCCCUCCCCUGCCAAGCCUGCCAGCCGUCUGAUGUGGAAGUCCCAAUACGUACCUUACGAUGGCGUCCCUUUUGUCAAUGCAGGUAUACAGUCACAGUACUGGUUCAGUAGCCUACGAUUAUCAGACUAG
Messenger RNA from Oncorhynchus gorbuscha (pink salmon), 1372 nucleotides. RefSeq names its product calcium-responsive transcription factor-like. The transcript is spliced from 3 exons. Gene Ontology annotation, biological process: regulation of transcription by RNA polymerase II. The record is from RefSeq and is a predicted model, not a curated record. Lineage: Eukaryota; Metazoa; Chordata; Actinopteri; Salmoniformes; Salmonidae. Gene Ontology annotation, molecular function: RNA polymerase II cis-regulatory region sequence-specific DNA binding; DNA-binding transcription factor activity, RNA polymerase II-specific. Bases 593 to 1372 code for a protein of 259 amino acids. Gene Ontology annotation, cellular component: nucleus.